Anopheles cruzii is the source of this 852-nucleotide messenger RNA. RefSeq names its product proteasome subunit beta type-6 (gene Prosbeta1). The transcript has 3 exons. Gene Ontology annotation, molecular function: threonine-type endopeptidase activity. The record is from RefSeq and is a predicted model, not a curated record. Lineage: Eukaryota; Metazoa; Arthropoda; Insecta; Diptera; Culicidae. Gene Ontology annotation, cellular component: proteasome core complex. The coding region runs from base 105 to 800 and encodes 231 amino acids.
CGGCAACAUAAACAGAACGUUCCGUGAUUAUUCGUUUUUACAGGCUUCUGCGUUCGAAAGCAUUUUGUGAGCAAAUUGUGGUUCCGUGAAAAAGACUCGCAGAAAUGGAUCUUAUCGAUACGGAUGGCUCGAACGAUUGGAGAGAGGCCCCCCUCAGCACCGGUACAACUAUCAUGGCGGUCGAGUUUGAGGAUGGCGUUGUAAUCGGUGCUGACUCACGCACCAGCACGGGCACCUACGUUGCGAACCGUGUCACGGACAAGUUGACGCGCCUGACGGACAAAAUCUACUGUUGUCGUUCCGGAUCGGCCGCUGAUACGCAGGCAAUCGCCGAUAUCGUCACCUACUCGCUUAACUACCAUGAGAACCAAACGGGCGAAGAACCACUGGUUGAGGAUGCCGCCAAUGAGUUUCGUCAGUAUUGUUACAACUACCGGGACUCGCUCACGGCCGGUAUCAUUGUGGCAGGCUGGGACCGGAAGAAUGGUGGUCAGGUAUACUCAAUACCUAUCGGUGGCAUGCAGAUACGCCAAAACGUCUCAGUCGGUGGCUCUGGCAGCUCGUACAUUUACGGUUUCGUGAAGGAGAACUACCGCCCGGGAAUGGGCCGUGCCGAGUGUGUCGAGUUCGUGAAGAAAUCCGUGUUUCACGCGAUGUACCAUGACGGCAGUUCCGGUGGCGUUUGCCGUAUCGGCGUCAUCACGAAGGAUGGCAUCGAACGGGAGGUGGUGUUUGCUCCGCGGGACUACGAAAACGUUGUAAACCGUGCCGCCGCACCCAGUGUGUCGCUGCAGGCUUAGGAAGCAUUAUUGGGGAAUCUUUUUUCUUGGUUCGAAAUACAUUCACUGUGAA